AGUCCUUUGUCAUACUUUUGAAAUUAAAGUAGAUGUUAAAUACACACUAUUUUCAAUCAAAAUAAAAAUAUAUUUAAACUACAAAAAAAUGAAUGUUGGGUUAGUUAGGACUACAUAACAAGGAAACUCUAUUUAUCAAAAUGCAAAAGGAAAAAAAAUGACCUAGACAGCUGAAUUAGAAAUAGAAGACUGAUUAUUCUAUUUAUUUUCCUAGCAGGUAUAUUGAGAACGCUUGGUGCAAGCUAACACUACAUGUACCUGAUAUGAUUCAGUCUGUAUAUCUGUGGAAUCACUGAUACUCUUUUCUUUUUUAUUUCUGGAUUUUAGUCAUCUGGUCUGCUGUAGGGCUCUUCAUAUACCUACAUAUAUGGGUGCCUUGGGAAAUAAUUCUUUGCUCUGCUGUAAGAUAUGUUACCUUGUGAGAUAUUGGGUAAGAGAAUUUUGGAUCAUGUUUAAAACCGAUACCAAUCUUACAAAUACUAUGGAAGAAUUUCAGGAAUUGGUGAAAGCUAAUGGUGAGGAGUUACACUGCCGCCUAAUUGACACAUCUCAAAUAAAUGCUCGAGAUUGGUCGAGAAAGAUAACCCAGAGAAUAAAAUCUAACAGCAGUAAGAAACGAAAAGUUUCACUGCUCUUUGAUCAUCUGGAACCAGAAGAGUUGUCAGAUCACCUCACCUAUCUUGAAUUCAAGUCCUUCCGACGAAUAUCAUUUCCAGAUUAUCAAAACUACAUCAUAAAUGGAUGUGUGAAGGACAAUCCGACAAUGGAACGCUCAAUCACACUUUGCAACGGUAUUUCACAGUGGGUACAACUAAUGGUAUUAAAUAGACCAACACCACAGCUUCGAGCUGAAGUAUUCAUCAAGUUCAUUCAUGUGGCCCAGAAACUUUAUCAGUUGCAAAAUUUCAACACAUUAAUGGCUGUGAUAGGAGGUCUUUGCCACAGUUCCAUCUCUAGACUUAAAGAAACAAGUUCUCAUGUUCCUCAUGACAUCCAUAAGAUAUUCAAUGAAAUGACUGAAUUGCUUUCAUCUGGUAGGAACUAUGAUAAUUACAGACGUGCUUAUAAUGACUGCAGUAACUUUAAAAUCCCUAUUCUUGGAGUACACCUGAAAGAUUUAAUUUCACUUUAUGAAGCUAUGCCAGAUUACUUGGAAGAUAAAAGAGUUAAUAUGCACAAAUUGUAUUCUUUGUACAAUCAUGUUAAUGAAUUGAUACAGCUGCAAGAGAUAGGUCCCCCUCUGGAAGCUAACAAAGAUCUUGUCCAUCUCCUUACAUUGUCACUUGACCUUUACUAUACAGAAGAUGAAAUUUAUGAACUUUCAUAUGCACGAGAGCCAAGAAGUCACCGGGCUGCACCAUUGACACCUUGUAAACCACCAGUUGUAGCAGAUUGGGCAUCUGGAAUUGCCCCCAAACCUGAUCCAAAGAUAAUUAGUAAGCAUGUCCAGAGAAUGGUAGAUUCUGUUUUUAAAAAUUAUGAUCAUGAUCAGGAUGGAUAUAUUUCUCAAGAAGAAUUUGAGAAGAUUGCUGCAAGCUUUCCUUUCUCCUUUUGCAUAAUGGAUAAGGACAGGGAAGGUCUGAUUAGCAGAGAUGAAAUUACAGCCUAUUUCAUGAGGGCCAGUUCAAUCUAUUCAAAAUUAGGCCUUGGCUUUGCCCACAAUUUCCAGGAGACCACUUACCUAAAGCCGACAUUCUGUGACAACUGUGCUGGAUUUCUUUGGGGUGUUAUUAAACAAGGAUAUAGGUGCAAAGAUUGUGCAAUGAACUGUCAUAAGCAAUGCAAGGAUCUAGUUGUAUUUGAAUGCAAGAGAAGACCCAAAAUGACAGCUGUGGAUAACAGUCCAACAUCAGCUCUUGCAUCUAGCCUCUGUCCCAUGGGACUUAAAGAGCAUAUGCAUGGGCUGGAGGAAGGAGGAUUUCCAUUUCCUAAUGGCGAGGUGGUUGAACAUAACGAAGGCAGCAAAGAUAGAACUAUUAUGCUCAUGGGAGCAUCAGCCCAGAAAAUCUCAGUAAGGCUAAAGCCAUCUGUGGUACACAAGGGUAUACAAACUGAUAUAAUGAUGGUGCUCGGUAAUGAAGUGUCUAAUCUACAAAGAGAGUCUGGAACAUCAUCUGAAAGUAGUUUUCUGCAGCCGUCUUCUAUGUUUCCAUGUCCAAGUCCACUUCUUGCCCGGAAAAAGGCAUAUGUGAAAUGGGAAAAUAAGGAUUGCAGUCAAAAAGUGAAGGAAGAUCCACAAACACUAAAACCCACAUAUCAAGAACUAGAAAAGGAAAGAAAUGUUCUGACUGCAGAGAAUGAAGCUCUCAAGCUGCGCCUUAAACAAGCUCAUAAGAAGAUUGAAUUCCUCAGCAUUCAACGAAAUCACAUACUGGACACUAGGGAACAUGGAGACUGCUUGUAGCUUAGAAGAAAGACAUAGCGAGGAAAAGGAUAAAGCCAGUGCGUUUUUUGAGUGUAUUUAAGUGAAUGCAAUUAAAUGUGUGCAGCAUGGCAGGAAUUUAAAGUACGAUUGUCAUAUUUUGACUGCUAUUAGUACUUGUGGAUGUAUAUAUUUUGUGCUAUCAGUUUAACUAGUUUGCCUUCUGUUUGACUGCAACUACAACGUUUGAAGUUCCUGUUAUUUUUAGAGCAAGGAACACACCUGUUGCCAAAGUAACCAAACUGCAUUAUCAAAUAGGAAUGUGUACCUUGGGCUAAUUGUUGCUAAUUUUGGCAAUGCAAACUUGAAAAUGGGCAGGGUUUUUUUAUUUGAAAGUUAACUUCACAAAUGUUGCGGCUUGAAUGGGCAUGUGAGUAAAACAGCCGUUUCCAUAUUCUUUUUGAAUUAGUUGGUGUCUUUCAAAGGAUGCUCAUUUCAGAUAGGCAGUUCCAAAAGCUUCCUCUUGGCAGAGGUGCACAGAAUAUGGGCAAAAAUAUAAAGAUGCUAGCCACAAAGGUAUAAUCAAAGUUUCAUCUGUUUUUUAUGUACAUUGCAUACACACACACACAACCUGUGUCAUGGUAGCUCAAUGACUUAAAAGACACUGGAGAAAGUCUGUAUUCCAGCAGUUCAAGUCCUAUCACUGCGUGACAGAGUGAGCUGUCACUCGCCUCAGCUCAAAACCAUGCCAGCCUAGCAGUUCCAUGUAAAUGUAAGUAGAUAAAUAGGUACCACUUCAUGGGAAGAUAACAGCAUUCUGUGUUUCAUCAAACACUUUGCGCUGAAGCAUGAUGUCAUGCUGGCCAUAUAACUGAGAAUAGUUAGAGAUAGUACUGGCUCAAUAGCUUAAAGAAACAGAGAUGAGUUUCCCCCCCACCCCAAAGAUGGCUACAAGUAGUAGAGUAAAAGCCACAGGGACUCCUUUUCUUUCACACACACACACACACACACACACCAAACUGACAGAACUGUGAUGCUCUUGGCACUUCACCCUAGAGUCAUCACUAUGCGAAAAGAUUUUCAACCUGGACUUUGGCACUGACGUUCUAAAACAAAGUCAAAACGAGCAAUUUCAAAUGGCUAUAAAUUUGCAUGAUCCAGCUUUAAAAAUAUCUUUUUUAAAAAUAUCCCCAGAAAAAGGCUUUUGAUUAAGUUUCUAUUGUAGUCAAUAGACCAGAUUCCUUUUGCUUGUAAAUCUUUAAUCAGUUCAGGCUUUCAUAGAAUACCUUUUAAUGAGAAGGAAUGAACCAGAUUAGCAGCAUCAUUUUUUACUGUGCCAUGUAGACCAGCAGUAAAGCUGCUGACAGUAAAGUCAAUGCUGGUCAGUUUUGAUCUGUUAUUGUCAUGUGCUACAAGCAUAACUUAGCCAUAAUCCUAUUGCUUUUGUUCCCCUAGCUGGAAGGUACAGGUAAUUGCUGACUUGACUGUUCAAAGGUACAAUUUAUCUCCCCUGAGAAUACUUAACUACUCAGUUCCAAAAUUCUGAUGACCAUCUCUCCCUGCGUAUUUACAGAUAUUUGCAGCAUCCUGUGAUCACCUGACCAUGUUUUAGAAUGGUUUUGCUGAAAACUGGCAUUUACUUCAUGUUUUCAGCACACACAAAAAAGCCUAUAGCAAACCAUUGCUUUCCUUAAAAGCCUCAGCAUUUGUUUAGUGACCAUGGUGGCUGCUUUAUGAUCGCAAUGGUUGCUAUACAGCUGCCACAAAAAGCUCAUAAGAUUAGGUCAGUCAUGUGGAUGAACCCUUUUACAACCAUCAUUAGUUAUGACUAUGAUGGACAGACUCCAUUACAGUCAUAAGUCAAGUAGCCGUACAUGCAGUAUAUUGAUACACUGCAAAAUGAGCAAAAUGAAAAGAAAUAAUGUGUAAAUUCAAUGUGUACCAAUAUCGUAGAAACUAAGAUGGUUUGCAAGAAUAGAAAAGAAUGGAGAGUUAUAGCAAAUCAUGACUGUGCAAACUGAUUUAAUUGGAUUUCUUUUCUCUUUUUGCACACCACUUCUGUGCUUUGCGUGACAUUUAGCUUGCACUGAAAAGGUAUAGCAAAAAGAAAUGGCAUGUUGGGUAUGUACAGUACGUAUUUAUGUUUAUAAAUACAAUAUUCAUUUGAUUCAUAGUGAAAGGUGUGCUAUACUUCUUUUUUGACCAUUGUGAAAGAAAAUAUUCUCACUUGCCAAAUCCAGUGUGCAAGAUUUCCCAGCCCCUCUGCACUUUUGCUAAUCCAACCACUUACAAAUAUCUGCGUAUCUCCCUCGACCUGCAGAGCACCCCUUGUGUAUAUCUCUCUGACCAUAACUCGAGAACCACCUGAUAAGCACAAGCGAUGCUAAAAGCCAUUUUCAUGUCUCAUGUCUACAUUUCUUUUUUAAUAGUAAUUUUAUUAAAAAUUGCAAUUAAAAUUGCAACAAUAAAAAUAAUACAAUUAAAAAAAAGAAAAUACAAAAAGAAAAAGAAAAUAUAUAAAGAAAUGACUCCUCUGUUCAACACAAAUAUAAACAAUUUUAGUAACAUAUUACCCUUAAAAAAUAAGUAUAUCUAUCUUCUUCCCAUAUUCUAUCUAUUAUCUAGAAACAAUUAAAUGAAACCCCAUCAUUUAAGCCCUGGUGUUAGCAAAAGUCAGUUAGGGAUUACCAGAGAUAAUGUAUCUAUUUUAACCUAGAUCAAAUUUAUAUUCCUUCAUUUUACUUCUAAUGUUGCUCUUUAGUCCCUUCAAAUAAUGUCCUAGAACCAUGAUGGCAAACCUAUGGCACGUGUGCCACAGGUGGUACACAGAACCAUAUUUGUGGGCACACGAGCAUUGCCCUAGCUCAGCUCCAGCGUGCAUGUACACGCCAGCCAUCUGAUUUUCGGGCCUUCCAGGCCCACUGGAAGUCGGGAAACUGGCUGUUUCCGGCCUCCAUUGGGCCUCCCGGGGGGGUGGGGGAGGCCAUUUUUGCCCUCCUCAUACUCCUAGAAAGCUUCUGGAGCCUAGGGAGGGUGAAAAAUGGGCCUACCGUGCCCACUGUGCCAUUGCAUGCCAAAAGCGGGGGGAGCACGGAGGGUUGUGUGCAGGGGGCAGGGCGCAUUGAAUUAUAGGUGUGUGCACACAUGCGCAUUAGCCAUCACUAUCCUAGAACAUGCUUUCUUUUCACUUUUUUUCUCCCGUCACAAAAUUCUUCAAAGCUUUAACAAGUCUCUUUUGUAAAUCCAAAAUGGGAAAAUUAUCUAGCUCACUUUAUUGUUUUGUUAUUUGUACAUCCCCUUUAAUUGUUAAGAAAUGAGCUGGGUUCUUUUGUAUGUUCAACAUAGCAUCACUUUCCAUGUCAUUCUUUACAAUUUCUGAAGGUGAUUACAAAAGAAAAGUAUGCAAACCUAGUGUCCUUUUAAAGGCACCGACUACGAUUUGAGCAAGGUGGCUAUUCCCUCAUCUGCCAGAGCUAUAAAGCCACUGGUGACUGCUGUCUUGUAGUCCCCUCACAAGACGCAAUUGUCUGGAACACUUGUGGGUGAUCUCAAGUGUUCUUGUCUGUAAAGGGAUUGCAAACAGCUUGGUUAAGUUGCUGUCUCUUCACUGCCAGUCAUUGGCUCUGCUUUUCAUAGAACUGUCUUGAGUUCUUCUCAAGACAGUUCCAUGUCCAUAAUUAUUCUAGAACUGACAAAUCAGUAGUACACUAUAAAAUAUUGUGUAGCAAACUGUUGAUUUUCAUGUAACUUUUGUUCUAUUUAUUUACAACUUUGUUAUAGAGCUCUGGUUCCAAAUGUAAUUUAUUUUUUGUAAUAAUGUAUUUCCCCAGCUAAAAUGGUAUUUAUACUUUGUGUAUAAUAUAUAGUUACUCUUUUUUUGAGUAAUGUCAUGGUACUAUUAUAUUUGUACAUUUCCUUAUAAGGCUCAACUUAAUCUGUUAGAUUCUUUAAAUAAGCAGCUUUUGUAAUUUAAAUAUUUUUCAGAAACAUCUCCGAUUGAUGUUAGGUAACUGAUUAUUUAAUGUAAAUUAUUGUAUAAUAAAAAUGAUUAAUGCAUGUUUUUUUAAGGUUGAACUGAAAACUAGAAGUUAUACACUAAACGUGAACUGAAGCAAUGAAAAUCACUGGAUUGCACUUGAUAGUUGUCUGUAUUCUUUUCCAAUAUUUGCUUACCUUUAGCAGUCAUGUAUAAGCCAGCAUAGGAUACCUCUUUAAGAGGAAGCUGACAGUUCUGAUGUGUAUAUCUGUUCACACUGAAUCACCUUUUUCUCCUCCCAGCCUGUCCAAGUAUUUUUGUGUGUGUACACACACACAUAUGUACGUUUCAUAUGUACCAUGUUUCAUGUCAACUUAUGAACAUAAUUUUGAUCAUAAAUCAUUGUGAUUCUAAGUCAUGGCACCCCUGUGACUAGAGAUGAUUUUUUUUACCAUUUUUAUUGGUCUUUCAGUAAAUCACAUGGUCGGUAAGUGAAUCCAUUUUAAGGGAAUGGGUAUUUUUUGCCAGAAACCAGGAAAAAGCAUUGCAAAUCAGUUAUGUGACCAUGGAAUAUUGUAAUUGGUCACAAAUGCAAGCCAACUGCCAAGUGCCCAAAUGUGCUUCUGACCAUGGGGGGGAGGCGGCAGGGGGCAACAUUUUAUAAGGGUUGAAAGUGCUUUAGAGACUGUAAAACACCCUUUCCGAAGGCUGUUAUAAUUUCAAAUGGCUGUUAAACAACUAGUCAUAACUCAAGGACUAUCUCUACACAAGGUGAUUCUGUUACGUGCUGAGAAAAGAGUAGUUUUAUUUGCAUCCUGCAAGAAAAAUGGAAAGAUGGACUGAUAAGAUUUAUAGACUUUUAUAUUUUCCAGAAUGAAUUUUUAUAUGACUUAGUGGUGCUUCUCUCCCUAGAUAAUCAUGGAUAACAAUGCAUUUUUGUAGUAAUAUGUAGUGUAUUAGAAUUCUGUGCGGAAGGGGUCUUUGGACUGUCUGAAUCCAACCUUCUGAUUAAUGGAUGUAUUCCAAUUAAAAGUCGGCUUGUCCGAUUUCUGCUUGAACACAGCCAGUGUAAGGGCCAAAGUAAAUGGUUCAAUUGUCAACAAUUGUGAAGUUCUACCAUUUAAGGCUAAACAUCAAAGAUCCCUUGGCUCAAAGGUUUAUUUUUCAAUUUUCUCAUCAAGCUCUUCGCCCUUUCAACUGUUUUAACUUUUUCUACAUCUCAUGGCAUCCAGUACUAGGUUAGGCAUCUAUUGAAGUAGGGCCUAACAAAUAUGGAAUGUAGUGGAAGAAUUUCCAUGAUAUACACACAUCUUUUAAAAAACCUUGUCUCCCAUCAGCUUGUAAUUAACUAUAAUUCCAAAAUUGCGCAUUGACUUUGUCCAGAGAAAUGCAACCUCAUGACACGCUAGACCUUGGGGAGCAAAAGCCCCAAAGCCACUCUUUUUCUAAAGUAGAGUUGGAGCUGGUUCCUCCCCACCCAGAUUCUCACAACCUGCAACUGCUGGGCCAACACCUCAGCAGCAGCAUAUGCCUGGCUAAAGGUAAAGAUUUAAUGGCUAGCAUCAAUAUCAUACUGUCGAUACUCCACCCCUUGCCACUGAAUGACCUCAGCUGGCAGUUUCAUUUAGAUACAGAUAUUAAAGGAAGGCUUGAUUAGCUAAAUUAUGUUCCAACUCAAUUAUAGUCAGCCUCUUCAAGGAAAAUUGGAAUAGUUUAAAAUAUACUGUAUUUUAUCAAUACAACUGAAAUUUUAUUGAUGAUUAGUGACUCCAUUUCUAUGUAAGUUAUUUAUUUAUCCUGAGGAAGAGAGAACUGGCAAACUAAGCCAAGCAUAUCAUAUACUGAGCCUAGUUCUGUCUUUUGCACUUACCUUAACCAUGUUGUGCUUAUGGGGAGUUGAUUGUGACAAUCAGGAUUUACUUCUUAGUAAACUUAAUAAAACGAUUAAGUAAUCAUUUGCAGUUCCUCUUCCCAAGCUGAUUAUAUACAUUUAUAAACAUUCCAUGAAGAAAUUUUGCCACCACUAGCAGUGAAAUCUUACUGCUAUAGUUCAAGUCAUGUUAUAUAGCAAGUGUUCUGAACUUAAAACUACAGUAAGACUUUUUUAGUCCACUUCACCUCCCAUAAACAGAAUUAUUACAAAAACUGUCAUUUAAAAUAUCUGAAUAUGAUAAAAGUAUAAUUUUCCCUUACAUUAAAAUUAAGUAGCUAUGAUGGUGUGAAUUACUAUGGUUGCAUUGAUUAAAGAAAUCCUGUUAAGUGAUGGCUUGUAGAACUAUAUCUGGUCACUUUAGUGUUGACUAUUGCAUCAAGAUUUUCCUAACUCAACAGAGCAUGUUGCUUAAAGGAGGUGCCCCCGUGUGGUGAUGGCUAGUAUUUAUAUCAGCCAGUUAAAAAAAAUCAUCAGAAAUGUCUACUGACUACUAGCUGCAAACAUGCAAACACAUUCAGAAUUAAAACUGGACAUCUGCUGAAUUCCAGCACAAAGUUAGCUUAUCCAGUACUAAAGCUGUCAUCUCUCUCCUGUUCCCUCUCUCCUAAGUGCCAAACACUGUACAACUGAUAAUAUGAAGGCAUAUCUGCACUCUGUAAAACCCCUACUAGGUUUUGAGUUGAUAUUUCUCUCUUCUCUAUAACCAAUGGUUAACAAAAUAAAUGAUUAUCUCUGCAAAUUUUGCUCAGUCAGUAAAAGGAAAUGAACUGCUGAUUUUCAAUGACAGCAAAGGUAGGUAUAGGCACUUCAAUUUUCAAGAGGUGAGCAAAGCAAUCCAAACUGAAAGUAUUUAUUUUACAUUUGAAUGUGGUCAAAUCUUAAUAAAAGUAUUCUAAAAAUAUCCAUUUCAAAAUUUGCUAUUUUAAGAAAGCCUGCAAUUUUUCAAAUGCAUUUGUUCAUAGAUUGCCACAUACAUCCAACCAUAUGUUAGCCACUUAAUACCACCUUG
Messenger RNA from Ahaetulla prasina, 9280 nucleotides. RefSeq names its product RAS guanyl releasing protein 1 (gene RASGRP1). The record is from RefSeq and is a predicted model, not a curated record. Bases 368 to 2404 code for a protein of 678 amino acids. The transcript has 15 exons. Gene Ontology annotation, biological process: positive regulation of GTPase activity; Ras protein signal transduction. Lineage: Eukaryota; Metazoa; Chordata; Lepidosauria; Squamata; Colubridae. Gene Ontology annotation, cellular component: plasma membrane. Gene Ontology annotation, molecular function: guanyl-nucleotide exchange factor activity; calcium ion binding.